Suillus plorans is the source of this 1113-nucleotide messenger RNA. RefSeq lists its product as uncharacterized. The record is from RefSeq and is a predicted model, not a curated record. The transcript has 2 exons. Gene Ontology annotation, biological process: C-terminal protein methylation. Gene Ontology annotation, molecular function: protein C-terminal S-isoprenylcysteine carboxyl O-methyltransferase activity. Gene Ontology annotation, cellular component: endoplasmic reticulum; membrane. Lineage: Eukaryota; Fungi; Basidiomycota; Agaricomycetes; Boletales; Suillaceae. The coding region runs from base 143 to 865 and encodes 240 amino acids.
GGCACCUCGUGGCACUUCGAAUUCUACGUCACGGCACGUAGCACUCUAUUAAUAUCGUCCAUCCGUGCAAUCCCGUACAUACGGUGUCGGUGCAGUACUAAAGUAUCAAAGACAUGCCACAAGUUACCCAUUCAACUGGAACAUGUCACUUCUCAAAAUACCUCUGGUUCUCUCAUCAGCUAUCGCAGUCCAAGUAGCAGUCACUCCUCCUCAUUCUGCAUCCGACAAGGAGUUAUAUCAUAAUGGUCGGACCCUGAUUCGUCUCCCAUCUUAUUUUCGUAAAAUGAGAUAUCCCUCGCAAACUAUAGCCGGGUUGUACUGGGUGGGGGCAGUGGCUGAAAUAACUGCCAUCAUAGCUCGCCACGUCGACUCCUCAAAAAUACCAUCAGUUUUGCGAACGGCAUCCGAAGCUCUGACCACUCUCACAGAUGUCCCUAUUACUCCUUCUUUCCUUGUGGGCUCUAGCCUCGUGACUAGCGGUGGAUUCAUCCGCUGGCUCUGCUACCGAACCCUCGGUCGCUAUUUCACGUUUCUACUCAGCGUACGCCAAGACCAUCGACUUAUCACCACCGGUCCUUACGCGAUCGUCCGGCACCCUUCUUACACAGGAAUGAUGAUGUUGUGCCUUGGAAUCAUCAUUCUGCAUGGCUCUCACAAUUCAUGGUUAAGGGCUUCUGGUGUAUCAGCAAGGAUCCCCGGAGUGUUACCGGUCGUCGCUGGAACUUCCAUUUUUUGUACAGCGGUGAAUUUCGCAUUAUGUUCAAGAAUGAAGAGAGAAGAUAGGAUGAUGCAUUCUGCCUUCGGAGAAGAAUGGGAAGCGUGGGCGAGAAAUGUGAAGUAUCGGAUUAUACCUGGCGUGUACUGAAGCCGUGUGUUGAAUGUGACCACAUCAAGCGUCUGUUUAAAUUUCAAUAGGCCCGAAUGUCUUGUACCUUGGUACUUCGUGUAUGAUUAGUAUUUGCAAUUGGUUUGUGUGGCAUACCAAGUGACUUGGAAUCAAAAUACAAAUGGUUUGAAGCUGUACCCUCACCCAAGGGUAUGUUACUUGGCUGAGACUGCGCGACAACUCACAGAUAUUUAGAUGCGACCAACGAUUCACUAUAUUGUGUAGUA